This is a messenger RNA of Metopolophium dirhodum (rose-grain aphid), 1920 nucleotides long. RefSeq names its product probable lysine-specific demethylase 4B. Lineage: Eukaryota; Metazoa; Arthropoda; Insecta; Hemiptera; Aphididae. Gene Ontology annotation, biological process: chromatin remodeling. Gene Ontology annotation, cellular component: nucleus. The transcript is spliced from 11 exons. The record is from RefSeq and is a predicted model, not a curated record. Gene Ontology annotation, molecular function: histone H3K9 demethylase activity; histone H3K36 demethylase activity. Bases 197 to 1813 code for a protein of 538 amino acids.
UCUCUAGACGCUCGUGUAGUGGUUGUCAUCGUCACGAGGGCGUCCGUCAAUUAUCAUUGUAAAAGUUUUCGUCGAAACCUGGAUAGAUCCAUUCGAAUUUCCACCACGUCAAGUCUGAAGUGUUAUAGCCAUCCAUCAUUGAUCGGUACGUUCCAAAAAUAUCGAUACCAAGCGACCGACAUCACUAUCAGAUAACAUGUAUUCUAAUAAAAGUACACCCAGCAUCAUGGUUUUCAAACCAACAUGGAGUGAAUUCAAAAAUUUUAGUAGCUACAUUGAACUGAUGGAGUCGCAAGGAGCUCAUAAGGCUGGUGUGGUAAAAGUUAUCCCACCACCUGAAUGGAAACCAAGAAAAAAGAGUUAUGAUGAAGAUGAUAUUAUGAGUUUGAAAAUUACAACUCCAGUAUGCCAAAUUGUACAAGGUAAACAAGGACGGUAUCAACAAAUUAAUAUAGUAAAGGAACCUAUGACAGUAGCACAGUACAAAAAAAUAGCUGAGUCGGAUGCAUACAAGACACCUCUGCAUUUUGGUUAUAAGGAUCUGGAAAGAAAAUACUGGGAUAUUAUGACUUACACAUGUCCAAUAUAUGGUGUAGAUGUAUCUGGAUCUAUUACCGAUAAAGAUGUUGAUGUUUGGAAUAUUAACAAACUGGGUACAAUAUUGGAUUCUGUAAAUGAAGAUUAUGGUAUUAGUAUUGAAGGUGUCAAUACAUCUUAUCUCUAUUUUGGUAUGUGGAAAACAUCCUUAGCAUGGCACACUGAAGACAUGGAUUUAUAUAGUAUACACUAUAUACACGAAGGAUAUCCAAAGACAUGGUAUGUGAUACCUCCUGAACAUGGUCACUGCCUAGAAAGAUUGGCUAGUAAAUUAUUUCCAACCUGUGCUUCGAAGUGCCCAGUAUUUCUUAGACAUAAAAUGACUAUUAUAGCUCCUUAUAUGUUAAAAGAAUAUUCUAUACCAUUUAAUAAAAUAACACAAGAGCAAGGUGAAUUUAUGAUAACUUUCCCUUUUGGAUACCAUUCUGGUUUUAAUCAUGGAUUUAAUAUUACUGAAUCAACUAACUUUGCAUCAGCACGUUGGAUGGAGUAUGGGAAAAGAUCUUCACAGUGUCUUUGCAAACAAGAUUCAGUAAAGAUCAGUACAUAUGUUAAACCUGAAAACAAUCCAGAUAUUCCAAAAUGUUAUAAUGCAGCUGGUAGAAAAUAUUAUGCUGUAACACAGAACCUUUCAGAUUCUGAAUUGUCACAUGAAAAUAAAGCUAAAGAUGUACCUUCAUCAACAAGUGUACAGUGGUUAGAUGAAAAAGAUGAAGUUAAUGAAAAACUCAGUGAUGAACAGAGAGAAUUAAUGGAAGAUAUAGAAAUAUGUCUAAAUGAUAAUGAAGAAGAAAAUGUAAUUGAUGAUAUACAAAAUAAUAUAACUGUAAAAGUUUGGGCUAGACACUUGCAACAUAAUAGGAUCACUGAAUGUCGAAUUGUAAAAAUUGAUAAAACUCCUUUAGGUAUUGUGAAAUUCAGUGAUGGUACAAUGUCGGACAGUAUUACACUAAAAGAAAUUAAGAACUAUGAAAAUGAUCUUCCAGCUAUUAACAAAGAAAUACAUUUAGAAUCUGGUGACAAAGCUUUAUUCCUGGGGUUGAAUUAUCAGUCCAUAUACACAGUUGAAUAUAAUGAUGGCACAUCUGGUUGUCUACGUGCUCGUGAUAUAUUCAGUGUCAAUGCCCAAACAAUGAACCGUUUAAAACUGAAAGCCAAGCGUGGGUUAGCUAAAUAUCAAAAAGAAAAGAAACAUGUUUAUGAUGUAAUAUUUUAAAAUGUAUAAAAAUCUUUAUUGUUAAUAUUUUAAUUUGUGUAAUGAAUGUAUUUUAACAUUUAUACUAAUUUUUUGGGUUCGUUCAAUAAAUUUUUUAUAUAUUAAAA